Molecule: messenger RNA, 1167 nt
Organism: Schistosoma mattheei
Lineage: Eukaryota; Metazoa; Platyhelminthes; Trematoda; Strigeidida; Schistosomatidae
Source: the annotation of a GenBank genome assembly
AUGACUUGUUUAGUUGAAAACCAUUCCCUGUUUCGUUUUCAAGGUGGUGGUGGGGGUGAUGGUAGUGGUGGGCUAUCUCUCUGGACAACAUCAUCAUCAUCAUCAUCAUCAUCAUCAUCAUCAUCAUCAUCAUCAUCAUCAUCAUCAUCAUCAUCAUCAUCAUCAUCAUCAUCAUCAUCAUCAUCAUCAUCAUCAUCAUCAUCAUCAUCAUCAUCAUCAUCAUCAUCAUCAUCAUCAUCAUCAUCAUCAUCAUCAUCAUCAUCAUCAUCAUCAUCAUCAUCAUCAUCAUCAUCAUCAUCAUCAUCAUCAUCAUCAUCAUCAUCAUCAUCAUCAUCAUCAUCAUCAUCAUCAUCAUCAUCAUCAUCAUCAUCAUCAUCAUCAUCAUCAUCAUCAUCAUCAUCAUCAUCAUCAUCAUCAUCAUCAUCAUCAUCAUCAUCAUCAUCAUCAUCAUCAUCAUCAUCAUCAUCAUCAUCAUCAUCAUCAUCAUCAUCAUCAUCAUCAUCAUCAUCAUCAUCAUCAUCAUCAUCAUCAUCAUCAUCAUCAUCAUCAUCAUCAUCAUCAUCAUCAUCAUCAUCAUCAUCAUCAUCAUCAUCAUCAUCAUCAUCAUCAUCAUCAUCAUCAUCAUCAUCAUCAUCAUCAUCAUCAUCAUCAUCAUCAUCAUCAUCAUCAUCAUCAUCAUCAUCAUCAUCAUCAUCAUCAUCAUCAUCAUCAUCAUCAUCAUCAUCAUCAUCAUCAUCAUCAUCAUCAUCAUCAUCAUCAUCAUCAUCAUCAUCAUCAUCAUCAUCAUCAUCAUCAUCAUCAUCAUCAUCAUCAUCAUCAUCAUCAUCAUCAUCAUCAUCAUCAUCAUCAUCAUCAUCAUCAUCAUCAUCAUCAUCAUCAUCAUCAUCAUCAUCAUCAUCAUCAUCAUCAUCAUCAUCAUCAUCAUCAUCAUCAUCAUCAUCAUCAUCAUCAUCAUCAUCAUCAUCAUCAUCAUCAUCAUCAUCAUCAUCAUCAUCAUCAUCAUCAUCAUCAUCAUCAUCAUCAUCAUCAUCAUCAUCAUCAUCAUCAUCAUCAUCAUCAUCAUCAUCAUCAUCAUCAUCAUCAUCAUCAUCAUCAUCAUCAUCAUCAUCAUCAUCAUCAUCAUCAUCAUCAUCAUCAACAUGGUACUCAUUAUGGGGAAGGAACUAA